GACCAGCUCCACGCCGGCCCCGGGCGUCCGUCCGUCGGUCCCGCGACCACUCCGACGUUCCACCCAGCGCUUGCAGCCUCGCGGCCCGGCCGGCCUGGGCUGCGAUCAAUGCGGCUUUGUCUGGGACGCCCACACCCCAGAGGCCGCUCCCGGGUCGGCAAAUCGGAGCGCGGCCGGGGCGCGCGGGGGUGAGAUAAGCGGCCAUGUGACCCCACCUGGGCGGGCGGGGGAGGGGCGCCAGGUGAGGCGGCGGCCGGCGGGGCGCGGGCGGCCACGCGGGGCUCCUGCAGCAUGGCUGUCAGCAGGAAGGACUGGUCCGCGCUGUCCAGCCUUGCCCGGCAGCGGACUCUGGAGGAUGAGGAGGAGCAGGAGCGCGAGCGCAGGCGGCGGCACCGCAACCUGAGCUCCACGACGCAGGAUGAGGCUCCCAGGCUCAGCCAAAACGGAGACCGGCGGGCCUCUGCUUCUGAGAGACUGCCGAGUGUGGAAGAAGCAGAGGUGCCCGAGCCACUGCCCCCAGCCUCCAAAGAUGAGGACGAGGACAUCCAGACCAUCCUCAGAACGCGGCAGGAGCGGAGGCAGAGGCGGCAGGCAGUGGAGGCUGCACAGGCCCCCAUCCUGGAAAGGCUGGAGGCAGACAAGGGGAGGGACAGCUUCAGCCCUGGGCAGGCCACACAGCAACCCCUGGUCCCCAGGAAGGAACCGGAGACCCCACCUCGCCGGAGACUGAGUCGUGAACAGCGGGGCCCCUGGGCCCUGGAGGAGGAGAGCUUGAUGGGCAGGGAGCCAGGAGGGAGGAAGAAAGGGGUUCCAGAGAAGUCCCCAGUCUUGAAGGAAUCCUCCACACCAGAAAAGAUAGCACCCAAAAAGAGCCUGGUCUCUGAGAAAACCUCUAUCUCCGAGAAGGGCCUGGCCUCAGAGAAGACAUCCCUAUCGGAGAAGACAGCAGUGUCAGAGAAAAGAAACAGCUCAGAGAAGUCUGAUCUAGAAAAAAACAGUGUCUCCGAGAAGUCACUGGCCCCAGGGAUGGCACUGGGCUCAGGAAGACGGCAAGUGUCUGAGAAAGCAUCUAUCUUCGAGAAGACACUGGCCUCAGAGAAGAGCCCAACCACAGACGCCAAGCUGGCCCCAAAGAGGGCCACAGCCUCAGAGCAGCCCCUGGCGCAGGAACCUCCAGGCUCUGGCAGAAGCCCAGCCACCACCAAGGAGCAGAGAGGAAGGACCCUCCCUAGGAAGAACCUGCCCUCCUUGGCAGAGCAGGGGGCUUCGGACCCUCCGACGGUGGCCUCCCGCCUCCCACCCAUCACACUCCAGGUGAAAAUCCCCAGCAAGGAGGAAGAGGCAGACAUGUCCUCACCCACCCAGCGAACCUACAGCAGCUCCCUCAAACGCUCCAGCUCCAGGACCAUCUCCUUUCGGAUGAACCCCCGGAAAGACGACUCAGAAACAACUCUAACUCGCAGCGCCAGCGUGAAGCUCCCAGCCAGCACAGUGAAGUUGGGAGAGAAGCUGGAGAGAUAUCACACGGCCAUACGGAGAUCGGAAUCCGUCAAGUCUCCGGGCUCCUCUCGCACUGAGUUCUUCGUGGCCCCUGCGGGUGUAGCCAGCAAGCGCCACCUCUUUGAGAAGGAACUGGCGGGUCAGAGUCGAGUGGAACCAGCCUCCAGCCGGAAGGAGAAUUUGAGGCUCUCAGGGGUUGUGACAUCAAGGCUCAACCUGUGGAUCAGCAGGACCCAGGAGUCCGGAGAUCAGGACCCCCAGGAGGCACAGAAAGAGUCGGCUACUACCAAGAGGACUCAGUGGGGAAAGAAACCUGACUCCUUGCUGGACGCUGAGGUGUGACAAGCUCUGCAAAGACAGACCUGCACGUCUUCAUCUCGAGGGGUCUCCCUCGUGCCUGGCCCUGCCUCUCUCAGCAGCACCCCUGCCUCCUCUCGUUGCCCCUGUUCCCUUUUCCCCUCUGGAUCUGUUUGGGCAGAGCCUCUGGGGUCGGGAAUAUUUGCAAGACUCAGCCAGCUCCUUCCCGGCCCAGCCUCUUGGGGCUGGAAUCUUCUCGCCUCACUGCAGGCGCAGCAGAUGCUGGGACCCAGCACAGGCGCACAGCAGCACUAUGGGGCCUGUGUCCUGGCCAGAGGCAUCUGCUCCUUCCUGCUCCCAUCCAGUGUCGGGGCAGGGUGUCCUCAAGAACUCCAGAGUCACCUGUCUCGUUGGCUCCCAGCAAGUGCCUCUGAGUGUCUGUGAUGUCUCCAUCACUGAGCCCUGGGCCCACCCAUCUUGGUCCCUGGGACCUGUGCCCAGCCACCGAGGCCCACUCUGGUCAGAUUGGGAAGGAGCUGCCCGUGCAUCUGCCACAUGCCCCAUCUCCCUGCUUUGUUCUCCCCUCCCUUCCCUGGCCUGCUGCCCUGGCCAGGAGCUAAGUGCCUUUUUGUGUGCAACCACUUACCCUUUCUCUGAAAAACCUAUUCUCAGGAAGAAUCUGAUAAACUCAUUCACUCUCAGGUGCAAUUGA
Messenger RNA from Cebus imitator (Panamanian white-faced capuchin), 2509 nucleotides. It is a transcript of the gene LAD1, whose product is annotated as ladinin 1. NCBI's taxonomy places the organism in Eukaryota, Metazoa, Chordata, Mammalia, Primates, Cebidae. The transcript has 10 exons. Gene Ontology annotation, molecular function: structural molecule activity. The record is from RefSeq and is a predicted model, not a curated record. The coding region runs from base 292 to 1842 and encodes 516 amino acids.